Messenger RNA from Gekko japonicus, 2374 nucleotides. RefSeq names its product RAD17 checkpoint clamp loader component (gene RAD17). Lineage: Eukaryota; Metazoa; Chordata; Lepidosauria; Squamata; Gekkonidae. Gene Ontology annotation, molecular function: chromatin binding. The transcript has 16 exons. The record is from RefSeq and is a predicted model, not a curated record. Gene Ontology annotation, biological process: DNA damage checkpoint signaling; mitotic DNA replication checkpoint signaling; DNA repair.
UAAGGUUUGGGGGAGGGCCUUUCUUCUAAGUUUUUCGGUCAUCUUUGAGCGAUGUCCGGGGGCCUGAAUGAAACAGUGGAUAUUAUUGCGGGCGGCUCGUGAACCGCUAAGGGCCGAGUUGUGAAGGAGGUCCCCCCUCCCUGGAGAUAGAAGUGCCCUAAAAAAGGAGUGGGAAGAAAAGGAUCAAUGGUGAUAUGCUUCGGAUGGAAACGGCAAAGAUUGAUGAUGUCAAAGAAAACUUCCAAAAGAAAGGUCGCUUCAGCUAAAGGGAUUGACUGGGUGGAGCCAUCUUUUACUGAUUUCUGCAAGAAUAAAAGUUCCUCAUCUAUUAUCCUUCACAAGAAGACGCCCACAGAAACGAAUCACCAUCAGAAAAGAAAAGAGCAUUUUUCUCUCCUAGAAAGUGGCAAGAGUGGGAGAAAAAAAGGGAAGCCUUCUUCUAGAGAUGAGAGAGAUCACGUUUCAAGACAAAAUUGCAAAGAAAUUGAACCAUGGGUGGAUAAAUACAAACCAAAAACUCAGAAUGAGCUUGCUGUACACAAGAAGAAAAUUGAAGAAGUUGAAGUCUGGUUAAAAGCCCAAGUAUUUCAAAGGCAAACCAAGCAGGGUGGCUCUGUUUUAUUAUUAACCGGUCCCUCAGGCUGUGGAAAGUCUGCAACUUUGGAAAUACUAGCUAAAGACCUUGGCAUUCAAGUGCAGGAAUGGAUAAACCCUGUAUUAAUGGACUUCAGGAAAGACAACUUCCAAGAUGCUUUGAACAAAGAUUUUCAGGUAUUGCCAUAUGAGAGCCAAACAUCUCUCUUUCAAGAGUUUCUACUAAGAGCAAACAAAUAUACCAAGCUUCAGAUGGUUGGUGACAUCAUGAAAACAGAUAAAAGACUUAUUCUUGUAGAAGAUGUGCCAAACCAUUUUUAUCGUUAUCCUAGCAGUUUACACGAAAUUCUGAGGACGUUUGUGCAGACAAGCAGAUGCCCUCUUGUGUUUAUUAUAUCAGAUGGUGCAAGUGCAGCCAGCAGUCAAAGAUCUCUCUUCCCAAAAGAGAUUCAUGAAGAGCUACAUAUAGCGAAUAUUAGUUUUAACCCAGUGGCUCCAACAAUUAUGCUGAAAGUUCUAAACCGAAUAACUACAAUAGAGGCAAAUACGAAUGGAGAAAAAUUUGAUGUCCCAGACAAGUCCUCAAUGGAAUUGAUUUGCAAAGGAUGUUCAGGUGAUAUUAGAAGUGCAAUAAACAGUCUUCAGUUUUCUUCUUUGAAAGAGUGUCCAUUGAAGAACAACUUGUGGUCACAGAGAAAAGGAAAUUCUACAUCAAAAUGUGAUUUAUUAUCUAAAGUGAAAAAGAAAUUUGGUAACUCUUUAGAAGGCCAGGAGAUACAGGCUGUCGGUGGCAAAGAUGCAUCCAUCUUCCUUUUCCAUGCUUUGGGGAAAAUACUUUACUGCAAAAGAAUGGUGGUGGCACGACCUAUACUCUGGGAGUAUAGUGCAUCUGUGGUUGCAAGAGGCAUAAUGCAUUCGAACAGAGCUAGAGCCUUUGCCCAUAGCAAAGGAGGAAUGGGCUUUCGACCCCUUCAUAAGCCGCAGUGGUUUCUAAUUAAUAAAAAGUAUCAGGAAAACUGCAUUGCUGCAAAAUCCCUCUUCUCAAGUUUCUGCUUACCACCAACGUGUCUUCAGACCCAGCUAUUACCUUAUCUUGCCCUGCUUACAAAUCCAAUGAGAAACCAAGGUCAGAUUACUUUUAUUCAGGAUAUUGGAAGGCUCCCUUUAAAGAAACACUUUGGAAGGUUGAAGCUUUAAACUCUUACUGAUAAAGAUUCUGCCAUUCAACUCUCGGACAGCGAUGAUGAAAGUGAUUUUGCUGGGAUGCAUUCCACAAAUACGAUGAUCCAACUGGAGAAAAACAAUGCUAGUGGAAAGCAUGAGUCAGAUCUUUCUGCCAGUCAGGCUUUUGGAAAUGAACUGUCAUGCAGCCAACCUCAGCCUGUGACAGCACAAGCAAUCAUGGAGGAACAUGAACUCAACAUAGAGGAAUAUGAUAGUGACUGAACUCUGGAACAUGGCAAUACCAAUGCUGUUUGUUAUUAUAAUUUUAGUCGAAUAUUUUAUUUUGUAAGAAUUCUUAUCCAGAAAAGACUGUGAAAGUUCUUGAUGAGACAUUUGCCAUGUCUUCACAUUUAUUCUUUAUAUGGUUACAACACUGCAUCUAUCAGGAUGUUGCACCUCUGUAAUUUUGAGUCUACUAUAGAAAGCCCUAAUUAUAUCAAAUGUAAUCCAAGAUUUUGUUCUCCAGCCACAUGGGUAUGUAUAUUUAGGCACUGGAUUUCUGUCUAACAGAUGCUUGUGGAAUAUUGUCAGUAGUUCUGUUAAGAUUUCAUACACU